AUGGGUUUCUAUUACGAUUUGUGUCUAUUAACAUUUCUUUUUUCCACUGUUCAUUCCACAAUUUUGCCAGCUUUGACUAAGGAUUGGCUAAUCGAAUUUCAUCAACAUGUUGAACCAGAGGCAGCCAAGCGGAUUGCGAAGCGGUACGCAAUGGUUUCUCGUGGACCGGUUUUGAAUGACAAACGUUUAUAUCAUUUUGUCGAUCUCAAGCCAUCACAUCCUCAAACACGAAAAAGACGAGAUAUCGCACAAGAACAAUUUAUCCAACGACACGAACUUGUUAAACGAGCCAUUCAUCAAAUUCCUCAUACGCGUGUCAAACGUGGUUAUCGUUCGCCUGAUGAACUGAAAAAAGACAUUCCUGAGUAUCAAACUCCGACGGAUCCCUAUUUUCAAUACCAAUGGUAUUUAAAAAAUGUGGGCCAAGCCGGCGGUAAGCCACGACUUGAUCUCAAUGUCGAAGAAGCUUGGGCGCUUGGAUAUACGGGUAAAAACGUAACAACAGCUAUUAUGGACGACGGUGUCGAUUACACACAUCCGGAUCUUAUGCAUAAUUACAAUGCAGCGGCUAGUUAUGAUUUCAGUAGCAAUGAUCGUUAUCCAUAUCCACGCUAUACAGACGAUUGGUUUAAUAGCCAUGGAACACGCUGUGCUGGUGAGAUUGCUGCUGCUCGAGAUAAUAACAUCUGCGGCGUAGGUGUUGCCUAUGAUUCCAUGGUGGCUGGUAUCCGGAUGUUAGAUCAACCGUAUAUGACUGAUUUAAUCGAAGCAAAUUCGAUGUCACAUGAGCCUGACAUGAUUGAUAUCUAUUCAGCAUCGUGGGGACCAGUUGAUGACGGCAAAACAGUUGAUGGGCCGCGACAUGCAACAAUGAGAGCUAUUGUUAAAGGCAUCAAUGAAGGUCGACAUGGCCUUGGUUCAAUCUAUGUAUGGGCUAGUGGUGAUGGUGGUGCCAAUGACGAUUGCAAUUGUGAUGGUUAUGCUGCGUCGAUGUGGACUAUUUCAAUCAAUUCAGCAAUAAACGAUGGUCGAACAGCACUUUACGAUGAAUCGUGUUCAUCAACUUUAGCAUCAACGUUCAGCAAUGGUCGAAGUGAAGAUCCUCAAGCAGCAACAACAGAUCUGUACGGUCAAUGCACUUUGAAACAUUCAGGGACAUCCGCAGCAGCACCAGAAGCAGCCGGUGUGUUUGCACUUGUACUUGAAGCAAAUCGUCAACUGACAUGGAGAGAUAUGCAACACCUAACUGUUCUAACAGCAAAACGUAAUCAACUAUUCGAUCCUUCGAAGCAACAUUUAUGGCACGUCAAUGGAGCUGGAUUAGAAUUCAAUCAUUUAUUUGGUUUCGGUGUACUUGAUGCCGGUGAUAUGGUUCGACAUGCUAAAGAUUGGAAACCAUUGCCAACUCGAUAUCAUUGUUCAGCUGGUAACGUAACUGGAAAGCGACCAAUACCUGAAAAGGGUACAUUGAAAUUAACAAUCAAUACAGAUGCUUGUAAAAAUACGAAAGACGAAGUAAACUACCUUGAACAUGUCCAAGCGUUUGUUACAUUAAAAGGUAGUCGUCGUGGUAACACGGUUAUAUUCAUUACAUCACCGCUCGGUACAAGAUCAUUAAUCUUGAGUCGUCGUCCAUUGGAUGCUGACUCGACUAAAGGUUUCUUCAAAUGGCCAUUUAUGACCACUCACGCAUGGGCAGAAAAAGCUCAAGGUACAUGGACACUUGAAAUUCGUUUCGAUAACGAAGAUAACUCGAAUGCACCAUUGACCAAUCAACAAAAUCAAACGAUUUCUGACAAAGCACAGAGCGAGAAAUUAACUACCGGUGACUUCUUCGAAUGGUCGUUAGUAUUACAUGGAACAAAAACUGCCCCGUAUGCGGAUCAAACUCCAUUAGCCAUACAUGAAAACAAAAGUAAAUUAGCCAUAGCGAAAGAAAUUCAUGCAAAUAACUUUCAAGACAAGAGCAAAUAUAUCAAGUUAUUGAAACAAGAUAAUCAAAAACGUUUGGGAAGUGAUGAUGAAAUCAUAAUGUAA
Molecule: messenger RNA, 2037 nt
Organism: Adineta ricciae
Lineage: Eukaryota; Metazoa; Rotifera; Eurotatoria; Adinetida; Adinetidae
Source: the annotation of a GenBank genome assembly